AAGCGAAGAAAAGAAUAACAGGGACUGAAUAUCGAUUCCAGGUUGCUCCUGGAGACCCCUAGAAUUUCGGAACCGCGCGGUAGAGGAGAUGCUGCGUGUUGGGGAUCAGCGGCCGCAUGCCGAAGUGCCGCAUGCCGAAGUGUAGGAAUCACACAAACCGAAUGGAAUAUUCUCUUGUGUGUGAUUUCCAAAGAGGGCGGCGGUAGAUGAAACCAAGGCAACCGACCUCAGACGAAUCCCGCAUUCAACCACUGCUGGCCACCGUUUUCUGGCCCCUCUCAUAGCUCCUGCAGUCCGCUGCACCGCAGCACAAGUGGGUUGGCGCUUCGAGAGCUUUUCGAGGAGUGUUUGAGGAGAGGUUGUUACGCGGUAUAGCAAUGGCGGAGUUAGGCGAGUUCUCUUGGCCCAACCCCAAGGGUGGUCUCCUUGGGGACCUCUACAGCGUGUAUGGAUCAGUCGAGCUUGACGCCCGUCAUGUUAUACUCCAGCAGUUCAACACCAUAUCUACCAUCCUCCUGUGGUUGCUGGCCGCCUGGGCCAAGAUGUGUCUGGCUCUUUUGCCGACGCUCGUGCCCGUGCCUGUGUUGUCCACAGUUUUGCAGAAGCUAAGCACGGCAGGAGAUGAAUAUACUUCUGCACUUUCCAGCAGUUUUGGUAGGCAGACGAAGUCCCAUCUGGGCAGCCGCAGUAACUUGGCGGUCUCUGCGACUCCCAUUGGCCGUGCCCUCACUCAGGUGCUGGCUUUAGUGAACGAUGUUCCGGCCUCCUCCAACAAGUAUGUAUUUCUUCAAGGCUUAGCUGACAGAGUGAUUCAAGAGAACAGAAUGGAAGGUGCCAGAUAUAAUUCCAUCAACCAAGCAGCAUUGAAGAGUAGCUUCACCCGAACGAUCUACCUACUUGGGCUAUCCUUAGAGAGUCGCCGUCAGAGUGAUUCGUUUCUAGGUCGACUUGCAAAGAAUCUUCCUGGUGGCGCUGCAGUUCCAAGUGUGAUCUUCUCGGGCCCAUUCGCUAAACUUUGGUCAUUUUUUGGACAACUCCUGUCUCCACUGGGGUUUUUCAGUUCAAGGUCGAAUCUCAAUGAAUCAGCGUUGCAAGUCGCGAACUUGGUCGAUGCAGACGUGGCCGAGAAAUUUGCCAUCGAACUUUUGUGGAUUGCUGAAAAGCUGCUCGACUGUGGUGGGAUGGAGGUUGCGGUUCAACAAUGGAGCUCAGUGUCGUACCUCGCAGAGCUUUCUCUACGUGCUUCUCCGAAGGUCCAGAAGUCCCUUGUCCGGCUUUCAACUCUACUAUGUAAAGGCUUGGUGGGGAACAUGAGCAUCCCACAAGAGGUUUGUUUCAAGUUGAUGCUGUUGUGGUUACCUCUGCUCUGCAAUGCGACACAUGGUGGAGAUGGUCCCAUCUUCAACUCUGCAGAAAAGGGAGAGGCUGAGAGGCAAUUGGAGCUGCUUGUUGCAUCUCUUCCAGAGACAGACCAGGAGCAGAUUCUGUCUACCUGGCUGCAAGAGUAUGCUAUGUCUCAAUCUGACUGGCCUAACCUCCAAAAUUGUUAUAACACUUGGUGUUACACAACACGGAAGUUGGAGCAUGAUACGUCAAACAUCAUGAAGCUGGAACAUCUGAAGUAUUGAAUUGUACUCACGGGAGAUCAUUACCGUGACAAGCUCGCAACGUUGGUAACAAUUGCUUUGUACAUUCAGGAUUAACUUAGACAAUGGCCCAACCAUAUAUGUACAAAAUAUUUAAGGCAUCUUAUUCGAUUCCACAUGGCUAGGUUCCGCCAUGCUUACCUUGUCGAUGGCGCUCCAGAUUCGUAGAGCAAAACUGGCUGACCAUCACCGAACGGAUUCGUUGCUGCCACAGAGACCGCAGGUUGUUCUCGGCAGUGAAGCUUGGAGGUCUACGAGUAGCUUUUCUCAAUGAACGCUUAGACUUUAAAUUCAACUGCUUAAAUUAAACCGCUAACAUAAUCAGUUUGAAACUAUUCCCUUUUUCGUCAUUCCGAUGGGCGCUCCACCAGUGUUGUCCUUAUGUAUAUGUAUACUUUUAUUUUUAAAUUAGUGAAACUACGCCUGUCACAUUA
This is a messenger RNA of Physcomitrium patens, 2080 nucleotides long. RefSeq lists its product as uncharacterized. The record is from RefSeq and is a predicted model, not a curated record. Lineage: Eukaryota; Viridiplantae; Streptophyta; Bryopsida; Funariales; Funariaceae.